This is a messenger RNA of Pelagomonas calceolata, 4014 nucleotides long. The record is from the annotation of a GenBank genome assembly. Lineage: Eukaryota; Pelagophyceae; Pelagomonadales; Pelagomonadaceae.
AAGCACUCGAGCAAGGACCACUCUUGGGCGCCGGCCACCAGCCGAGGUUAUUGGUACGCAGUAAUUAUCACGGACAGCCAUUUUGAAAUUUGAGGCCCGCGGCGCAAGUUGCUGGCACCGGUUGUGACCUCACUGCUCUCUGCCCAGCUCUCGCUGGGAGCCUCUCACAGCCUCUCAGCGGCGCGCGCGCUCGCACAGACAGAAGACAGCAUGAGGAGGCCGCCCCCACCCCCCGGGCGGGCCUCGGAUGGUCGCGUCUCCCCCCGGGGGUACCAACGCGGCAGCGCCGAGCAGGCACCCGCGCCCCCGGAGCGUUCCAGAAGGGAGCGGCCGCCGACGCCCCCCUACGACCGGAGUAGACAGAGACCGCCGGCACGCGGCCCGGCGCCCGUCUUGUUGCGCAACAAGGAGGUCGACGCCCUGUAUGAAUUGCUUGGAUGGGUCCAAGAGGCCCUGGAAGGCGCCAACGUCCCGUGGACGUUGACCGGAGGCAGCGCCUUAGGUGCCAUUCGGUCCGAGUCGAUUCUAUUCUGUGAUGACGAUAUCGAUAUUGCGAUUGUUGGAAGGCCGAAUGUGGGCAAAGCGAGAGGCGCUCUUAAAGCUAUCAGGGGAGCCUACUACCAAGAUGCGGGUGGCAGAAAAGGUUUACCGUGGGACCGCAUUAGACACAAGUCGUCGCCAAAGGCCUGGGUCGACGUCUUUUUACUCGUGGAGUACGCGUCACUUGAUGAGCUGAGAAAAGCAGUAUCAACAAAGCGAAACGGCGAGCCGCAAGCCACAGAUGAAAUAGAAAGAGCUACGCAAUUCUGCGCUUCGUUACCAAGUGAUGCGUGGCCCUUGUAUCACUUCGGCGAGCUCGAUCGACGAGGAGGUGCUGGGUUGGCUAUCCGAAGGUGGCCGAGAGAAGUGAUUUUACGAAAUGAAGACACGUGGACCAAUACGAACUUCGGGCCCCUCAAGAACGUACCGAUGCCGCCGAAACCAUUAUCUUAUGUGGUACGAGCCUUCGGCGAGGACUGCAUGGCCGUCUAUUACGGUGUGGAAAUCAAGCAUCGAGUGAGGAUAUCUUCGUGAACCUCCACGCCGUCGAGCCGCCGCAGCUACGGAGACAGCAUCGCGUCGAUGGCGUGGGGCGCCCGAAAUUUGACUUCCACACAGGUCUACUACGUCGAGCCCGACGCCCAUGGGCCCGAGCAUAAAGUUUCUGCCGUAAAAAGAAAACAACCGCUGCGCGAGGAACACUACAAGCCCGUCAUGCCCUUCUCUCGCAGUCGUCGCUCGUCGUCGACGCAUGAUAGGGCAGUUUUGAAGACGAAGCUCGCCAUUCUAGCGCGGAAGGAAGGCAUACCACCGCCUCCUUUGGAAGCGGUCCUCGUGGCGUCGAACGGGCCUAGAGGGGAAGCUUUGUCGUCGGAGUUCGCCGACGCUAUUAUAUAUAGAUACCAAGUGGGCUGGGGCGCUUCGAUCGACGCGAACGCUUGCGUCGAAGCCGCCAAGGCACGAGGUUGUCGGUUCGUGGCCGUCGCAGCGGCGGAGGCCGAUCUAGGUGGCAGUGGACCUCAACGAUCACUGAGACACGCUUGUACCAGUAAUGGUGUCGAGUUGGGUGUUUUCGGGCUCGGCCAUACGGGAUCCAUGGGCGGCCGCGCGAAUGACACGAACGGGCCCUUGUUGGAUGCUCUACUAGCCGCCAAGGGCUAUCGACGGUGGAUCGGCGUCGGCGAGUCGGCGGAGGGGUUGUUCGUACCCCUACCACCUCGCAAUACCUUGAUAGCGCCCGCCGGGGGCUUCAUGGCCACUUACGUCGACAAGGGCCCGCUAGCAGGCUUAGGUGUCCGCGUGACGACGCACCAACGCACGUCGGCGAACCACGCCCAGUACUUCGCGGCGCAGUGGCCGCCGGCGCCCUCUGUACCUAGAGCUUCCGACUACCUCGUGGUGUUAUGUGCGGGCAUCGGUUCUAGGUUAGGACUCGGCGCAAAGUGUUGUGUGGAUGUGGGCGGCGCCUCCAUCUUCCAACGGUUGUGUCGACACGCUAAAAGAAAUGCUGUUCGAGCUUUGGUGGUUGUGGUCGGCUACGAAAGUGAAAAAGUCGCAGACCAUUGCAGGGAGGCCUGCGCUGCCGUGGGUCUACCGAAGCCGGCCAUCAUUUCGAAUGAGGAGUAUAGUAAUACAAAUACGGCCAAGAGUCUACUUUGCGCGGUGAGAGCGGUACCAGCUCUAGCACAGACCGGAUUCUUAUUAGUUGAUGGCGAUUUGCUAGUGGGAGACGGCGCCUUCGACGCCGUCGCGCGCUUCCCGGGGACCUGUGCCGCGGUUGCGAGGCCUUCUCCCCUAGAAUUUUCUUGCGACGACGCCGAGGCGGUGCGCGCCCAUGUUGAUGAUGAUGUGGUCAUCGCCAUCGGCAAGCAGGUGCCGCCAAACGCCCAGGGCGAGUGCGUCGGGUUGUACUCUAUCACUGGGGAGUCAUUUGGAGAGGCACAGUUAGAUUUGUUUCUGGAGAACGCCUCUGAUCAAGACUACUACGAAGACGCCUUCCACGCGUCAUUGGUCGAUAAUGAUCGACUGGAUAUGCGGGUGAUCGACGUGACGGGCAUGGGCUGCGUCGAGAUAGAUACUCCUACUGAUCUAGAAACAGCUCGAUCACUGGCCGGGGGUGGCAUCGGCGAGACAUUAAGACGAUUGGGUGGUAUACAAGCUCUAGUGAAACGAAUAGGAUUAGAACAGGUAGCUCCCUUACUCGCGAACGAAGAUAUUGAUGAGGACACCCUCCCACUCCUCAAAGCCGACGAUCUGGUCGAAGCAGGGCUCGAGGCGAAGGACGCCAAGAGAUUAACAACGGCCGUAGCUUCCUUACCGCCGCCGUCUUCAUCCAACGACAGCUUCUCCCUCCAAAACGUGACGAGAGCUCUUGACGAGGCGAAAGAAAGUGCGGAUCUCGGUUCAGCAAAACCGUACGUUGAUUUCCUCGCGCGAGUCAUCCGGCAGCUCGGUGGCAAGGCCCAGUCCGCAAGAUUGGGCGACGUGUGCAAGGCCGAAGAUCCCGAGACGUACGCGGUGAUCAAGACGAAUUUUGACGGGUUACGAGGUUUGCUGGAAAGGUUCCCGACGCAUUUUCGCAUGCACCACGACCGGCCCAUGAACCACGUGUCGGUCUGCGGCGAGGCGGCGAAGCCCCAACCCGAAGAUGCAAGACCGCUGAAGCCCACGCACCCCGUUAAAGUCGAAGUCACGGAGCCCUCUUCACCGGCUGAUGAAGAGAACGUCAUUAGGAAUGUGGUCGAUAUAUUGACUACCGCUUCGGACAAGGCUUUGACUGCUGUCGAUCUCGGAAAUGCCUUGAUCCAACGCGUGGGCAUGGACACGCUAGCGAGGGUCAAAGCGACGCAUGGCGGGUUGUUGACCUUCUUAGAACUCGAUAGGAGGUCAAAGAUGGCGAACGUGAGAAUACUCUGGGUGCCGAAGAACGAUGUGGUUUACCUGGAACAUUCGACCGCUGAUGACAUCAACCAGGGCGGCGGGGAACUCCGAGCCGCAGCACCUUCUUUUUGUCCUCAAGGACCGACCACUACGACCAUAGAACCGCCGCGCACCAUCGAGCACGCGCCCAUCGGGAAGCCGAACAUCCAGCCCGGGGCUCCGUCAUCUCUCAUACCGAAGGAUCCUGGUUUAUUUCCAGCGCCCCCUACCGAAGGCGUGGCAAGGCAACUGGAGCUCUUAACGGCCGACGGCUACGCGCCGACGCAAGCCUGGCCCUGUUCCAGGGAUGACGCGCCGAUAAUAAAGUGCGUCUUGGACUGUAUGCGCGCGCAAGCUCCCAAGGCCUCGACGUUACACAAGAUUAGAGCGUAUUUACGCGGCGUCUACAAGCUGCCGGUGACCGUCAAGUCCGUACCGUUACGGGCUCUACUGACGGCCUACCCGGGCAACUUCGUCUUCCUGACGGCGACGUCUCUCGGUGAACGGGGCCAGAAGAUCAUUGCCCUCUGAGCGGGCAACAAUUCGCAGACUAAC